Molecule: messenger RNA, 1873 nt
Organism: Antechinus flavipes (yellow-footed antechinus)
Lineage: Eukaryota; Metazoa; Chordata; Mammalia; Dasyuromorphia; Dasyuridae
Product: leukocyte immunoglobulin-like receptor subfamily B member 3
Exons: 11
Coding region: 214-1782 (522 amino acids)
Source: RefSeq, a predicted model, not a curated record
UCUUUCCAGGUUCUGGGGCCAGAAUUAGCAAGAAUUGUUCCAUCUGUCACAAGGUGACCGCCCCCACCCCUCCCCCACAGCACGGGGCCAGCAAGGAGGCAGCACCCACAAAGAGGAAGGGGAAGCUUGGGAACCUCAGAGCAGAGCCAGCCCUGCUCGCAUCCUGUGCCCCGGUCCGGGUCGGCCAGCAGCCCCCCUCCCACUGGGACCACCAUGAGCCCCGCCCUCUCUGCCCUGCUGUGCCUCGGGCUGUGUCUGGGCCACAGGAUGAGGGCGCAGGAAGACGAGCUCCCCAGACCCUCCCUCAGAGCAGAGAAUGGGUCCCUGGGGCCCCUCGGGAGAAGCGUGACCUUCAGGUGCCGGGGGUCACCGGGGGCUGCUGAAUACUUUCUGGAGAAAGAGCUGGGAUCUGGAUUUCUACGUAUCGGCUCCAAGCUGUCACAGGAAGAUGAGGUCGAGUUUUCCAUCCCAUCGAUGACACUGAAUCACGCAGGGACCUACUUCUGUCGCUACAGAACAGCGUCCGACUGGUCAGAGCUCAGUGACCCCCUGGAGCUGGUGGCCACGGACCGCUAUGGCCCCCCCUCCCUCUCGGCCUGGCCCAGCUCCGCGGUGGCCGAAGGAGAGGCCGUGACCCUCCGGUGCUAUUCAGGGAAUCGCUAUGACCGCUCUGCCCUGUACAAGGAUGGAGAACAAGUCACCAAAGCCCCGGCCCAGCUCCUUGCUCAGGGCUCUCAGGCCGAUUUCCCUAUCCCUGCUGUGAACUUCACCCAUGGAGGGACGUACCGAUGCUACAGCUUUCAGAGUCACUCCCCCCAUGAGUGGUCAGCCCCCAGUGACCCCCUGGAGCUCAGGGUCACAGGAACCUCAAAGGAUUCUUCCCUCCCCCACAGCCCUGGAGGCACCCAAGCUCUGACCCCCUCCCCACCCACUGGAAGCACCAGAGAGAGCUCCUGGCCCCUCACCCCUCCUCUGCCCAACAAGGCCUCCCACGAACACAGCACAGCCUCAGGGCCCCAAGACAGAGGGGGAAGCUCAGGGUCCUGGGGACAGCCAGGACAAGGGGUCCUGAGGAUUCAGAGGGACCCUCCUCCUACCCCAGCUUCUCCCUUCUCCCUGGGUCCCUUCCCAAGCUCAGAUCCAGCUAGGAGAGGGCUCUCGGGCAUCAUGGGAGCAUCAAAUCUCUCAACUGGACAGACAGCAGAGAUCAUGAGCACACAUGCCCAUUGCACAAAUGGAAAAGUGAGAACCCGAGAAGGGAGGCUCUUGUCCAACAUCCCACAUGCAGAAAGUCUGGGCAGAGCUGGGGCUCCCUCCAGGGGCCUCCCCUGCCCAGCCCCUGACCCUGACCCUUCCUCAUCCACAGAGACAAACACUCAGAGCCCUGAAGCUGAGCCCUGGCUGUUUGGUCUCUCUAAGACACAUGCCAGCAUCUUGCUGGGCGCCUCAGCGCUGCUCAUCCUGCUCUUCCUCCUCCUCCUCCUCCUCUUCUGCUGCCGCCGCCAUCGGGCCAGAAUCAGCAAUGGGAGCAGAGGGGCAGAGGGCAAGAAGACCCCCAAGAGCUCAGACCCAGCUGCGACCCCCAUGGAGGAGACGCUGUACGCUGCUGUGGAGGAUGGCGGGCAGACAGAGGCCACGCGGGAGGACACAGCCGCUCCCCGCGGGGAAGACCCUCAGCAAGUGACCUACGCCCAGCUGGACCUCCGCAGGCUCGGGGCGGGGGCCGAGGAGCUUCCCCCUUCGGCCCCGGAGGCUCCCAGCCUCUACGCCGCCCUGCGCUGAGCCCGGGCCCAAAGGGAGGAGCCCCGCCCCCGCAGCCUCUGUCCCGCCCAGGCAGCCGGACCCGCGGUGAGGAGCCCGCUCGUUGCCCCAG